UACACGCCAUCUUGGUAAUUGGCUUCCGAUAUUAAAGGAAGAGGUGUGGAUGUAGUUAAUAAAGUUGAAGGUGGACUUGUGAGUCAUCUUAUUUGUAUUAGCAUAAAGAGUAGUUGAAACUGGACGGUGAGACUCUGGUUUCACCGGACUUCUGCCAGCUCGUUAGUCUGGGAUAUCUGAUUUAACUUAAACAUAUAUUACUGGUAAAAAUAAAUUAUGUCAGGGGGACAAACAUUAAACGAUAGACUGACAGCGGCAAAACAUACAAUAACGGGUCAAGGACUUGCCCGGACAGUUUGUAAGGCAACGACCGAAGAAAUUAUUGGUCCGAAGAAAAAACACUUAGAUUAUCUGUUACACUGCACAAAUGAGCCAAACGUAUCCAUCCCAGAGUUGGCAGACCUGCUGAUAGCAAGAACACAAAACUCUUCAUGGGUUGUUGUUUUUAAAUCUCUGGUUACUGUUCAUCAUCUUAUGUGUUAUGGAAAUGAGCGAUUCACACAGUAUUUGGCCUCUAGCAACUGUACCUUUCAACUUAGUAAUUUCUUGGAUAAAAGUGGACUUCAAGGUUACGAUAUGUCUACUUUUAUCAGAAGAUAUGCAAGAUACCUCAAUGAAAAAGCCGUUUCUUACAGAACUGUAGCUUUUGAUUUUUGCAAAGUGAAACGAGGGAAAGAAGAUGGUAUGCUCAGAACUAUGAAUUCAGAAAGACUGUUGAAAACACUACCAAUACUUCAGAAUCAUCUUGACUCUCUUUUAGAAUUUGAUUGUAACUCUAGUGAUCUGACCAAUGGAGUGGUGAACUCUUGUUUCAUGCUUCUAUUUCGAGAUCUAAUAAGACUUUUUGCCUGUUACAAUGAUGGAAUUAUUAAUCUCUUAGAAAAAUUUUUUGACAUGAACAAAAAACAUUGUCGAGAUGCACUGGACGUAUACAAAAAGUUCCUUAUUCGAAUGGAUCGAGUAGCAGAAUUUCUUAAGGUGGCCGAAAAUGUUGGAGUGGACAAAGGUGAUAUUCCAGAUCUUACUAAGGCUCCUGGUAGUUUACUUGAAGCUUUGGAACAACAUUUAGCAGCACUGGAAGGGAAGAAAGGUGCUCCUUCAGUUUCUGCAACAACAGCAAGAGGCACUAAUAACUUGAAGAAUGCUGUGUCUGCUCUGUCCUCAACAAGUAAUGCUUUUGGAACAGUAGGCGGAACAGGAACUCAGGAAAUGAAUGGUUUGAAACCAGAGGCUAUUAAAAAAGCUCUAGAAGAGGAAGCUGCUUUCAUGAAUCAGCUGAAGAAAGGUGCUUCAGGUUUGUCGGACUCCACAAGUUUGAUGUCAGCGGAGCGUAGGAUGCAUGAACUUGAAAAACAAGGAAGUGGAAGUAGUGGCUCCCCAGACAACAUUUUCAGUAAAACAAACAUCCAGUACAGUGAACAAGCUUCACAAGCUAAGACUUCAGCAAGUUCCAAGGAUCAAGGAACUGUUGAUUUUUUGUCUUCAGACGUUUCUGAUACAAAAGGAGUUACAACAGAUGGUGCCAUCAAAGCCAGUGAUGAUCUUCUCUGUCUUAGCGGGAACCCCUUUGCAGAAAAUAUAUUGGGUGGUACUAAUCAUAUGAACCAGAAAUCAGUGUUCACCACUUUUGGAACAAAUAGUGUUGCCUACACUACAUCCUCCUCUGGAAACUUCAUCCCCGAUACUUCAUUUGCUGCUGCUUUUGGAAACAACCCAGCUGCUUCAUCUGGUCUUGAUGCCUUUGGUGAUGUGCUUCAGCCUCAGCAGUCUUCUGGUGCCAGAACAACAGGAGGAACGAUGGAUACUAAAAUCAACCAGAGUAGCAUAAUGAAAGGUGAUCUAGAUUCAAGUAUAGCCAGUCUGGCUCAGAACUUGGAUAUAUCUGGGAUGUGUUCACAGAAUAAAAAACAAGGAGGACAUCAGUGGAGUUCUUCAAAGAGUGAGAGCAAAGCAGGGGGAGGAGUUAACUGGACUCAACCUAUGCCGACGGCUGGUGUUGCUAUGGGUUGGACGUCACCUCAGCAUACUUACCAACAGACAAUGACAACACCUGGAGGUCAUUGGGGAACACCAGGGUUUAUGGCAGGACCAUAUUCCCAACAGACUCCAGUUCAACCUAUGAUGGUACCGCAGGCUUAUAUGUUAACGGGUAUGAGAGGACCCAUGGCCCCAGCUGGUAUGGGGAUGGGUGUAAGUGUAGGAAUGGGUAUUGGUGCUCCUCACCCUUUGCAGCAACCACCUAUGGGAAUGUACACCAGUAUGCAACCACAACAACCUGUUGUUUCACAAAUCAGUACUUCACAUACCCCUGCCUCUACUGUUAAUGAUCCAUUUGGUGCUUUGUGAACAAAAUUCAACUUUUGCCUAAAGAAUUGGGUAUAGACACAAAUCUUUAGUUGGAAACUAGAAGUUUACUGCUUGGUGAGAGAAGACUCGGAAACUCCAGAACUGUUGUUUCAUCACCUAGUAUUUCAUUAUUUUCUUAACAAGUUAAAUUUUGUUUUUUUCCAUGGAUUUUUUCAUUGCAUAUUACAGAUAAUACAAUAAAGAUGGUUACAACAGGAAAUCAACUUAUGUUACAAGAUUUUUAGAUAAAAAAAAAAUCCAUGAAGUUUAUGUGCAAGUGUUAAACUUGAUAAGAAUUGUCUCAAAUGAUAUUUGUAAAAGUGGCUUCUAGAACAAUACUAUUGAAAGCUUUAUCUCAGAUCUUACUUCACCUAAUUUACUAUUCUUUAAUAACAAGUUUGAGAAGCUUCAGGUAAAGUUAAAAAUAUUGUGCAUGUAUAUAUAAUUAUAUAUAUAUAUAUUAUUAUUAUCAUUAUUAUUGAAUAGACAUUGUGUUUGAUUUUGUCAUACUUAAAAAAUUACUCUUACCAUAUACAAUUUUCAGUAUUUUUUUUUUUUUGCUUGAUUAAUAAAGGAGCAUCAUAUUUUAAUAAAGCAAGAUACAUAUCAUAAUAUUUAAGAGUUGGUGGUUAAGGAAGCUGUCAUUAGAAGUGGAACUUUAGGUUUUAGGCUUUAAUUUGUUCUAGAAGUGGCUGUUAUAGUUAUGUUGGCUAAAGCAGUGAAAAAGAAGAUAGAAAACCUUUUUGUGAAGCUCAUUACUUUAUCUUUUGUAGAUCCAUUUGCAAAUAAACAAAAAUAGCUUGAUAGCAUUUUAUAGUACAGUCAUAGUGCAUUUAUAAUCUUUAUUGACAAACUAUACGACAGGUGCUUUGUUUUGUAGAAAACUGUUCAUUAGGUUUUGUAUUUACAAUGAGUAUAUCUUUUCCACAGCAGUUUUAAUCUUUCCUUACAUGGUACACUUUUAGAAAUAAAAAUUAGCUUUCAGGAUAGAGCAAGCGAGUGUAUGUUCAUCUGGGAAACUUGGAUUAUCUUAGCUUAUUAAUUAAGAUUUGGUAGCACUUGAAAUGUAGUUAUACUUCAAGCUCGUAAUUGCUUGUUUUUGUAACUGUUUAUUUUUAUAAGACUAUAAAAUAGAAUUCAUUCAUAAGACUUAUGGUGAAGUGUACAAAUUGGAAGAAUUGAUCAUAAUUUAUUGACAACACACAUUUGUUUCUGUUUUUGUGUUGGAAAUUUGAGAUAAAAAACUUUAAAAAUUAAAUCAGAACUUUUUAUCAGCAUUUCUAGUUUGGUUCAUGAUACUUUUCUGAAAUUUAUUUGUAUAACGUACAUUUCUGAUUGCAACUAAAUAAUCUCAUCCUGGCUGUAGUGUGGCAUCUCAUCAUAAUAUUAGUUUUGUUGCUGGUUAUAAUUCUAUUCCAUCAACUGAUUAUGUUGUUUAUCAUAAUAAAAAUACAUUUCCUAUCAAUCUGUUGUAUUAAAAUGAAUUUUUGAAAUACAAA
Limulus polyphemus (Atlantic horseshoe crab) is the source of this 3845-nucleotide messenger RNA. Its product is annotated as phosphatidylinositol-binding clathrin assembly protein LAP-like. The record is from RefSeq and is a predicted model, not a curated record. Gene Ontology annotation, cellular component: clathrin-coated pit; synaptic vesicle; clathrin-coated vesicle. The coding region runs from base 217 to 2346 and encodes 709 amino acids. Gene Ontology annotation, molecular function: clathrin heavy chain binding; phosphatidylinositol-4,5-bisphosphate binding; 1-phosphatidylinositol binding. The transcript has 19 exons. Lineage: Eukaryota; Metazoa; Arthropoda; Merostomata; Xiphosura; Limulidae. Gene Ontology annotation, biological process: synaptic vesicle budding from presynaptic endocytic zone membrane; clathrin-dependent endocytosis; clathrin coat assembly.